This is a messenger RNA of Sesamum indicum (sesame), 1960 nucleotides long. Its product is annotated as guanosine nucleotide diphosphate dissociation inhibitor At5g09550. The record is from RefSeq and is a predicted model, not a curated record. Lineage: Eukaryota; Viridiplantae; Streptophyta; Magnoliopsida; Lamiales; Pedaliaceae. Gene Ontology annotation, cellular component: cytoplasm. Gene Ontology annotation, biological process: vesicle-mediated transport; small GTPase-mediated signal transduction; protein transport. Gene Ontology annotation, molecular function: Rab GDP-dissociation inhibitor activity.
ACCAAUCAACUGCGCUGAAGACUCGUUCCUCUGCUAAAACUCCCGCGCUCUUCGUUUCCUUUGAUAAUCAUAAUGCUGCUACUCUCUCACUCUAUUUCUUCCUCUUUCUCUUUUCAGAUCAUUCCAUCUCUCUCACUACAUUUCUCUUUCGCUUUCUUUUUUUUUUUUAAUCUGAAAAACAAGAAAAAAACGAAUAUAAACCCACCGCCAUGGAUGAAGAGUAUGAUGUUAUUGUUCUGGGCACUGGCCUCAAAGAAUGUAUUCUCAGUGGCCUCCUUUCUGUCGAUGGCCUCAAAGUUCUACACAUGGACAAAAAUGACUAUUAUGGAGGAGAGUCCACCUCUCUCAAUUUGAAUCAGCUCUGGAAGCGGCUUAGAGGAGAUGAACAGCCCCCCGAAUAUUUAGGUUCAAGCAGAGAGUACAAUGUUGAUAUGAUUCCAAAGUUCAUGAUGGCAAAUGGAACUUUGGUCCGAGUGCUCAUUCAUGCAAAUGUCACCAAGUACCUAAACUUCAAGGCAGUAGACGGUAGUUUCGUCUACAAUAAAAAAAAGAUAUACAAGGUUCCAGCAACUGAUGUUGAAGCCUUGAAAUCCCCGUUAAUGGGGUUACUUGAAAAGCGCCGUGCUCGAAAGUUCUUUCUUUUUGUUCAAGACUUUGACGAGAGUAAUCCCAAGACUCAUGCAGGGAUGAAUAUGGACACAACCACUGGACGAGAACUUAUUGCAAAAUAUGAACUGGACGAUGACACAAUUGAUUUCAUCGGCCAUGCUUUGGCACUGCACACUAAUGAUAGUUACUUAGACCAGCCAGCUCUGGAUUUCGUUAAGAGAGUGAAGCUGUAUGCAGAAUCAUUGGCACGCUUUCAAUCUGGAUCUCCUUACAUCUAUCCAAUGUAUGGACUCGGAGAAUUGCCUCAGGCAUUUGCACGUCUCAGUGCAGUGUAUGGUGGGACUUACAUGCUAAACAAGCCACAAUGUAAGGUCGAGUUUGAUGAAAAUGGAAAAGCAAUUGGAGUGACAUCUGAAGGAGAAACUGCCAAAGGCAAGAAAAUUGUCUGUGAUCCUUCAUAUUUACCUGAUAAGGUCCAGCAGAUAGGGAAGGUUGCUCGUGCCAUAUGUAUAAUGAGCCACCCGAUCCCAGACACCAACGAAUCUCAUUCGGCCCAAGUUAUUAUCCCACAGAAGCAACUUGGUCGUAAAUCAGAUAUGUAUCUGUUCUGCUGCUCGUAUGCUCACAACGUGGCACCAAAAGGAAAAUACAUAGCAUUUGUUUUGACAGAAGCUGAGACCGACAACCCAGAGACUGAACUGAAGCCUGGGGUAGACCUUCUUGGAAAGGUUGACGAGAUAUUUUAUGAAACUUACCACAGAUUUGUACCCACAAAUGACGGUUCUGCUGACAAUUGUUUUAUAUCUACGAGUUAUGAUGCAACAACACACUUUGAGUCCACAGUUAUGGAUGUGUUGUCCAUGUACACCAAUAUAACUGGAAAGGUUCUCGAUCUGUCGGUGGACCUGAGUGCAGCAAGUGCUGGUGAUGAACAAUAAGCUCCUAUACACGCCCUCGAUUUCCAAGCUUUUGGUGUAUUCUCCGCCUCAUUACAUAAUCAGCUACCCGACUUUUGCUAAUGGUUCUGAUGCUAAUCCCCAGUAGAAGAUCGUGUCCCGUCCUUCAGCUCCUAGUACAGGAGAAAACUACUUAGUACAUGCUUCUGUUGAGCUACAUAAAAAUUCAUUGCCAAGUUUCUUGAAGUUGUUUUUGCUUUUGCCUUAUGUUGUUGUGUCUGCUAUAAGAACAUAGUUUCUUGGCAGUUUCUACUCAAAAGUUUUCUGCUAUAAAGCCUCUUGUCUGGAUUUGUUGCCUGGAGAUUCCAUAGAACACAUAAGCAGCAGCAACCCAAAUGGACAAUUAAUGUUUUUGGACAAUUGCAAUUUACAAUUAUGGUUUCUGAUGGUCGGAA